Oncorhynchus masou masou (cherry salmon) is the source of this 2896-nucleotide messenger RNA. RefSeq names its product gastrula zinc finger protein XlCGF17.1-like. Gene Ontology annotation, biological process: regulation of DNA-templated transcription. Gene Ontology annotation, molecular function: DNA-binding transcription factor activity, RNA polymerase II-specific; RNA polymerase II cis-regulatory region sequence-specific DNA binding. The transcript has 4 exons. Lineage: Eukaryota; Metazoa; Chordata; Actinopteri; Salmoniformes; Salmonidae. Bases 111 to 1226 code for a protein of 371 amino acids. The record is from RefSeq and is a predicted model, not a curated record.
GAGCAAUCGAAUGUCGACGUAGACCUCCAGUCAUAACAUCCGCUAGGGAAGUCGAGAUAACCAUGGAUCUACACUAGAAUACACAAUUACAAGCCCAAAAGGAUUCAGAAAUGGAUUUUGUCGAGAACGCGGGGUCUGAGUCGGAAUCAGACUACCUUCCUCGUCCCACUGCCCCAGAACCUGAACCCAAUGUGACUGUGAAGGAAGAGGAAGAGGAGGGACAUAGUGACAUGGCUGACCCAGACCACCUCUCAGGUCUCACCGUGGCAGAAAGACCCAUAUUUAAUAUGAUUAUCAAAGAAGAGGAGGAGGAAGAUGAUGAAGCAGAUGCAGAGGAAGAUGAAAUGGUUUACCCAGGAGACAGGAUAAAGUUGGACCCAGACUAUCUUCCAGAAAUGCCCGUGGCAACAGGGCAACCACAACACCAGAAGAAGAAGGCUGCGAAGAAGCUUCAUCCAUGUCCUGACUGUGGGAAGACAUUUGACAGACCAUCACACCUAGAGAGACAUGAGAAUACCCACACUAGAAUCAAGAAGCUGGCCCCUGACUACACUUGUUCUUACUGUGGCAAGAUCUUCGCUAAACCGUCAAAGCUGGCUCGGCACGAGCGAGGACACACCGGAGAGAAACCAUACUCUUGCUGCAAGUGUGGGAAGUGCUUCGCUGAGCCGGGGCACCGGAAGAGUCACGAGCUGACGCACAAUGAAGAGAGACCGUACACCUGCGCCGACUGCGGGAUAGGCUUCUUCAACCAGUCCAAGCUGCAACGGCACCAACGCACACACACGGGUGAGAAACCGUACUGCUGCACCGAAUGUGGGAAGACCUUUGCUCGUUCAGGAGGCCUAAAGACUCACUGGCUAAGCCACACGGGAGAGAGACCAUACCUCUGCUCCGACUGUGGGAAAAGCUUCUUCAGCUCUGGGGACCUGAAAGUCCACCACUUGACCCAUACCGGAGAGAAACCACACAGCUGCUCCGUGUGCGGGAAGGGUUUCGCUCAGAGGGGGAACAUGAGGGCUCAUGAACGGUCUCACUCCGGGGAAAGGCCUUACAGCUGUGCCGACUGCGGGGCCAACUUCGCCCAUUCUAACUAUUUAAAGAUACACCGGCGCAUUCACACGGGCGAGAGACCCUUCCCAUGCCCUGUCUGCGGGAAGAGGUUUAUUCUAUCCGGGCACCUCGGGAGACACCAGAAAACACACAUACCCAAAAACAACACUUAGGAGAACACACAUAUCCAAACACACACGGGACACACUCAUGAGCUUACUGAAGUAUAUUUUAUUUGCGUAUAAUCAUGAACUACAAUGAAACGGAUGAAGAACAAAAAAUAAAAGACAUGGUAAAAAUCCUGAGAGAGCGAGGGUAAGGGAUGCUCCCCCGUGAAGCUCCGCCCUCAACACUUCUCAUUCCAUACUGUGUCCCAAAUGACCCCGUUCCCUAUAUGGUGCACUACCGGGUCAACGGUCAAACCUAUAUAGAGCAGAGGGUGCCCAUUGUCCUGUUCCACUGUUUUAAUCUAAACAUUGUGUAGAAUUUAUUUGGCAGGUUGUUGUGUGUGUGUGUGUGUGUGUAUAUAUAUAUAUUUAUAUAUAUAUUGUGUGUCUUUGUCCUGAACUUUUUUGGUGGUUUUCAUAAUGUGAGAGCUCUGGUGAGUAAGGUUUCUAUUGUAGUUAGUUACUUGUCUUACCCGACUUUUCCCACAUUUUGUUACGUUACAGCCUUAUUCUAAAAUGUAUUAAAUUGUGCCCCCCCUCAAUCUAUACACAAUACCCCAUAUUGACAAAGCAAAAAGGCCUGUCUCACAAUCCCUGCUGCUGAAAAACAUCCCCACAGCUUGAUGCUGCCACCACCGUGCUUCACCGUAGAAAUGGUGCCAGGUUUCCUCCAGAUGUGACGCUUGGUUUCAUCAGACCAGAUAACCUUGUUUUUCAUGGUUUGAGAGUCCUUUAGGAGCCUUUUGGCAAACGCCAAGUGGGCUGUCAUGUAGCUUUAACUGAGGAGUGGCUUCUGUCUGGCCACUCUAACAUAAAGGCCUGACUGAUCUGCAGAGAUAGUUGUCCUUCUGGAAGGUUCUGCACAGAACUUUGGAGCUCUGUCAAGAGUGAUCAUUGGGUUCUUGGUCACCUCCCUGACCAAAGCCCCUCUCCCCCUCAGUUUGCCUGGGAAGAGUCUUGGUGGUUCCAAACUUCUUCCAUUUAAGGAUGAUGGAGGCCACUGUGUUCUUGGGGACGUUCAAUGCUGCAGGCAUGUUUUGGUACCCUUCCCUAGAUCUGUGCCUCGACACAAUCCUGUCUCGGAGCUCUAUGUACAAUUCCUAAAACCUCACGGUUUGGUUUUUGCUCUGACAUACACUAUCAACUGUGGGACAUUAUAUAGACAGGUAUGUGCCUUUCCAAAUCAUGUCCAAUAAUUUGAGUUUACCACAGGUGUACUCCAAUCAAGUUGUAGAAACAUCUCAAGGAUGAUCAAUGGAAACAGGAUUUACCUGUGCUCAAUUUCAAGUCUCAUAGCAAAGGGUCUGAAUAAAGUAUUUCAAUUACUUUUUUUCAGAUUUUGCAAAAAUGUAUCAACACUGUUUUUGCUUUGUCAUUAUGGGUGAUUGUGUGUAGAUUGGUGAGGGAAAACAUGACAUUGAAUCCAUUUUAGAAUAAGGCUGUAACGUAACAGAAUCUGUAUAAAAGGAAAGGGUCUGAAUACUUUCUGAAUGCGCCGUACAUUAUGAAAGUAACGCAUUGCUAACUAUAGUUAUUGUUACUCAAAUACAAAGUGUAAUUAGUUAUGAUACCUUGUUACUGAUUCAAGUAAUCAUAUUAUUGUACCACAUUAUGUUACUGACAAGUUAACCCACGAUCCUGGUGAAAUGGACAUCAAUAUGCCUGAAUAAAACCUU